Messenger RNA from Ziziphus jujuba (common jujube), 2577 nucleotides. Its product is annotated as disease resistance protein RPP13. NCBI's taxonomy places the organism in Eukaryota, Viridiplantae, Streptophyta, Magnoliopsida, Rosales, Rhamnaceae. Bases 1 to 2577 code for a protein of 858 amino acids. Gene Ontology annotation, biological process: defense response to other organism. The record is from RefSeq and is a predicted model, not a curated record. The transcript is spliced from 2 exons. Gene Ontology annotation, molecular function: ADP binding.
AUGACUGAAGCUGUUGUUGGUUUUGUGUUGGAGAGGUUGGAAAAUUUGCUCAUCCAUGAAGCAGAUUUGCUCCGUACAGUCAAGGGCGAUGUUAAUUUGCUUCAGGAUGAUCUUCGCAUUAUGAAUGCAUUUCUCAAAGAUUCUGAAGGGAAAGGAGACGGUCAGGAAAUGGUGGAGGUGCUAAUCGACCUAAUCAGAAAAGCUGCUUUUGGGGCUGAGGAUGUCAUAAACACAUACAUGGCUCAAGUUAUAAAGCAAAGGAGAAGGAAGCUGCCGAUGAAAUUGUUCCAUUGCUUUGAUCAAGCACUCGUGCUUCACCAAGCUCAAUCUCGUGCAAAUGAAGAGGCAGAACAAUCACUUCAACAACGCCGGAGAAAUGUUGAGGAAGAAGAUGUGGUAGGCUUUGGCAAUGACACAGCAAAAUUGGUCUAUCAGCUUCUCGAUCGAAGCAGAUCACAACGCAAGGUAAUUUCAAUCAUAGGCAUGGGUGGUUUGGGAAAGACCACACUUGCCAGAAAAGUUUACAACAAUACUCGUAUCAAGAAUCAUUUUGCUCACUGUGCUUGGGUUAAUGUAUCUCAAGAAUACAAAACCAGAGCGUUGAUUCUUGAUAUAUUGAAGUGCGUUGGGCCAAUAUCAGAAGAAACAUAUAACAUGUCUGAUGAAAAACUUAAAGGCGAAUUGCGUGACAAGUUGAAAGGAAAGAGGUAUUUUGUCGUCAUGGAUGACGUGUGGAAACCUCAAUUUUGGGAUGAGAUGAGAGCAUGUUUUCCCAAUGACUCAAAUGGAAGCAGAAUAUUAAUCACUAGUCGGGAAAAAGAAGUUGCUUCGAAUGCGGGCUCAAAUCCUCCUUAUUUCUUACCAUUUCUUGAUAAGGAAGAGAGUUGGGAACUCUUAUGCAAAAAGGUGUUUCAAGAAGAAAAAUGUCCUUCAAAUCUGGAAAGUCUCGGGCGGCAACUUGCAGAAAGUUGUAAAGGCCUACCGCUUUCUAUUGUGGUAUUGGGAGGUAUUCUGGCAAAGAAAGACAAGACACCCCAAACAUGGUCCAAUCUUAUUGGCAAUGUCAAUUGGUUCCUCAUCGACGAUGACAACAAGCGUUGUUCAGAUAUUCUCGCUCUGAGCUACAGCUACUUGCCACGUAAAUUGAGAGUAUGUUUCUUGUAUGUCGGUGUCUUCCCUGAAGAUUUUCUGAUCCCUGCAAGGACAUUAAUUCAAAUGUGGGUUGCUGAAGGAUUCAUAUCUGUUCAAAAUGACAGCAGAAAAAUGGAUGAAAUUGAUGUUGCUGAAUACUACUUGGAACAGCUCAUCGAUCGAAGUUUGAUCCAGGUAGCAAGUAGGAAAAGCGACGGAGGCGUGAAGACGUGUCGUAUCCAUGACCUUGUAAGAGAUUUCUGCAUAAAGAUGAGCAUUCAAGAGAAAUUUUACGAGGUUCGUGUGAAUAGUGCUGACCUUAGACGUUCAUCAAAUAGUAGCAUCCCUCGAAGACUAUCCAUACAAGGUAACAUUGAUUCUGAAAGCAUUUCCUCUUCAAGGACUAGCAAUAAUUCAAUUUCUGUUGGGUCCUUGUUGUUAUUUAACUCAUAUUCUCAUUACAACCCUCUGAAAUGGGCUUUGAAGAACUUUAGGUUUGUCCGGUUGUUGUCUGUUGAGGUUAGUGAUUCAUCUCAUCGUUCCCGUACUUUUCCUAAGGAAAUAGGACAGCUAGUAUUUCUAAGAUACCUUAAGAUAGCAUAUACGGGCCGAAUUCGUAUGGCAUCUGCGGGCAGACGUUAUUUAGUUUAUUAUUGGAAAUCAUUUCCUGCUUCCAUAUGCAAGCUUCCAUAUCUUGAAACAAUUCACGUGGAAGGAUGGAUUGUCAAGUACAUUCCAAAUGAGAUAUGGAUGAUGAAGCAAUUAAGACAUCUCUGCGCAAGAUAUGGAAUAGAAUUAAAACCACCUUCAAAAAUUGGUCACACUUUGAGCAAUCUCAAAGUCCUUUCCUUUGUACAGGUUGAUAAGGAAACUUCCAUUCUCUUUCGAAAAUCUUUGUUCCCAAAUUUGAGAAAACUGCAUUUAGGUAAAUGGUUUCGACGCCAGAUUGAUGAAUCUAUGGCGUCGGAAAUAUUGGCAAGUCUAGAGUCUUUGCGAAACCUGCAAAUCUUGAAAUUGAGUAACUUCAAAUUUUGGCAGCGGUUGGAUUUGUUCCCAUCAUCAUCAUCAUCAUCAAAACUCACCAAGAUUACAUUUGUAGACUGCGAAUACUUGGACUCAAACCACUUGAUGGGAAGUCUUGGGAAACUUGCGAACUUACGGAUCCUAAAGAUUAGAGGAUGGCUUAGUUCUCCUUCGCAGCUACAUUUCAUGGCGGGUGAAUUUCCGCAGUUGGAAGUCUUUAAAAUGAUUGGUUUAAGAGAUAUUGAAACGUGGGAACUCGAGACACAUGCAAUGCCCAACCUUAAGCAUCUGGUUAUAGAGCGAUGUACAAGCUUGAGAAACCUUCCUGAUGAACUCUGGAGCUUGGCCAACCUCAGAAUGGUAGAGGUAUCGAACAUCGAAGCAGAUUUGAAGGAGAAGCUCGUGAUCAAGCAAUCAAGAUGA